AUGACGAACGACACCCCCAUUGCCAUCGUCGGUCUUUCCUACCGCGCCCCCGGCGUCGGGAGAAAAGGACUAUGGGACUACCUGGCUGAAGCCAAGUCCGCCUGGACCGAGAUGCCCGCUGAACGAUUCGACCACAAAGCAUACCACAACCCUGGAGCGGAGCGAAGCGGCAGCUUUCGAUCACAGGGUGCGCAUUUCCUCCCUGACGACAUCUACGGCUUCGACGCCAGUUUCUUCAACAUGAGGGCCGAGGAAGCUCGGAACUCUGACCCCCAGCAUCGCAUGAUGCUUGAAUGUGCCCUUGAAGCGGCCGAAAAUGCCGGGCACAGCCUCAUCGAUCUGGCGGGCAAGAAGAUCGGUGUCUUCGUCGGCUGCGGAUCCCAGGAGUAUGCGCACCGCACCUCUGAAGAUCUAUAUUCAACAUCCACUUUCUCGGCUACUGGUGUUGCUUCGUGCAUGUUUGCCAAUCGUCUCUCUUACUUCUUCGAUGUCAAUGGCCCUAGCGUUGCUAUUGAUACGGCGUGUGCUAGCAGUGCCUAUGCUGCUCACCAGGCCUGCCAGGCUCUCAGAAACGGGGACUGUAAUGCUGCGUUUGUGGGGUCGGCGGCACUAUGUCUCAGUCCUAGUUUAUGGAUCACUCUCGAGAAGAUGGGGGCUCUAUCGCCAGAUGGACGCAGUUACUCUUAUGACCACAAGGCUGCUGGAUUCGGUCGUGGUGAGGGUGCUGCAUGCUUGCUGGUCAAGCGAUUGGAUGAUGCUAUCAGCAAUGGUGACCCUAUCCAUGCUGUCAUUCGCAGCUCUGCCUGCAACCACUCCGGCCGCUCGGAAGGUAUCACCAUGCCCUCCCGGUCAGCUCAAGAGAGGCUCCUGCGAGAGGUCCAUGCAGCUGUUGGCCUGGAUCCCUCUGAGACGCCUGUUGUUGAGGGUCAUGGAACCGGUACUCAAGCAGGUGACCCUAUUGAGGCUGGUUCCUUUGCGUCUGUAUUAGCCAAGGACCGAACGGCUUCCAACCCGCUGUAUAUUGGAUCUAUCAAGUCGAACUUUGGGCACUUGGAAGGCGCUAGUGGAAUCUUGGCCGUUGUCAAGGCAAUCCUCAUGAUUAAAAAGGGAAUCAUCUUGCCGACUGCUGGUUUCGAGCAAAUGAACGUCAAGAUCGAGGGACGAGACCGGCUAAAGGUGGCCGAAUCCCCGGUUCCUUGGCCCGAGAACGAGGCAAGACGAGUGAUUGUUACAAACUUUGGAUUCGGUGGAAGUAAUUCCGCAGUCAUUCUCGAGGCAGCCCCUUCGACUGCCAGCCUUACAAAUGGUGCCAACGGUGCCAACGGCAUCAACGGUACAAACGGCGUAACCAAUGGUGCUAAUGGACAUGGCAGCCUAGCCGACGCGGCGAAUGGUACUAAUGACGUUACUGCUUCUGACCCUCUCGCACAGCGAUUGUUUGUCCUAUCCGCCAAGACAGAAAAGAGUCUUACUUCAUACCUGGGUUCCUUCCAAGAAUACCUGGAUGCUGCUCCACAGUCUGUUGACUUCUUGAAGGAUCUGAGCUAUACCCUAGGACAGCGUCGCACUCAGCAUGCCUAUCGUGUUGCCGCGACAGCCAACUCGGUGGAUAGUCUCAAGGAGAAGCUGUCAACAGCCAAGCCGAGCAAGAUUAGAGAUCGGGUUAUUGCCUUUGCCUUCACUGGCCAGGGCGCUCAACACGCUCAGAUGGCCUCCGGGCUGCGGCAUUACAAGGCAUUCGCUCACGCCAUUGAUCGUGCUGAAUCCGAGCUUCAGGCAAUGGGAGCGACAUGGUCCUUGACUUCGGAGCUGGCAAAACCAGCCGCUCAGUCCCGAGUCAACGAGGCCGAGAUCAGCCAGCCGGCCUGUACCGCCGUUCAACUGGCUUUGGUGAUCCUCCUCCAGAGCUGGGGGAUCACGGCCACGACAGUUACCGGUCACUCCAGUGGAGAAAUCGGUGCUGCCUUUGCUGCCGGUCUGGUCUCCUUCCGAGCGGCCAUUGCCAUUGCCUUCUUCCGAGGCCAGGCUGCAGCGCAACUGGCUCGCGAGCAAACCAAGAAGGGAGGUAUGCUGGCUCUGGGAACCGGUUUUGAAGACGCCUCGAAACUCAUCGAGCAGCAUGCCGACGGAUACGCUACUGUUGCCGCUAUCAACAGCCCACAGAGCGUGACUGUCUCGGGAGACCAGUCUUCCAUUGAGAAAAUCCACAAGGUCGCAGAUGCACAGGGUCUAUUUGCCCGUCGUCUCAAGAUCGAGGUAGCGUAUCAUUCUAAGCACAUGGAGCAGGUAGCCGCAUCGUACCUUGCAACCAUCAAGCCCUACUGCAACGCGGAUGAUUCACUUCUCUCCAAGAGCAACGAGCGCGCGGUCUUCGUGUCUUCUGUCACCGGAGGCGUGGUGGACCCGGCUUCUGUCGAUGCUUCCUACUGGGUCAAGAACCUGGUUCAACCCGUUCGAUUUGCGGACGCAAUCGAGACUAUCUUUUCGCCCAAGGAGGACAGCGACAAGAAGCUGCCCAACGUGAUGGUGGAAAUCGGUCCCCACGCAGCACUCAAGAGCCCAAUCAAACAAACUGUUGAUCUCAUCCGUCAACGCCACGGCCAGCGUCAGACACCUUUCGCCUAUCUGGCCUCGCUGGUGCGCGGCACUCCUGGCGAUGAAGCGCUCCUCGGCCUUGCCGGGAGCCUCUUUACCAUGGGUCCAACCAUUCAACUGGGACUGAUCAACCAAACCGGUAUUCACAAUGCUCAUGUCCUGACUGAUAUCCCAGCAUACGCCUGGGACAAGUCCGUGAAAUACGAGCACAAGCCUCGGGCCACGCAGGAGAAAAUGUUCCCCGGCGAGCCAUACCACCCGCUUCUUGGACGCAAGACUGCCUCCAACGGUGGCAGCGAACGCUCAUACCGUCAGGUGUUCAACCUUGACGAGCUUCCAUGGGUCCGUGACCACAAUGUUGCCGGUGUUGUUGUCUACCCCAUGACGGGCUAUCUGUCGUGUGCUAUCGAGGCGGUGCGCAGAACCGUCCCUACUGAAGCAGCUGCCAUUGUUGUUCGCGAUUUCCACGCCAUCCGCAGCUUGGAGAUCGACGAAGAAGAGACUGUCGACAUGAUGACUACCCUGCGGCCAGCACCAACCGGUACCGGAACCUUCUCAUCCACCGUCUGGACAUUUGAAAUCUCUACCUGGAAGGAAUCUGAAGGAUGGACGAGACACUGUAAUGGCCGCAUCGAAACAGAGUCCACCGAAAUGACCACCGAGACCCCGACAUUCAAGUCCUCCCUCCCCUUGGUCGACGUCACAGGCCUCAAAGAGCAUGACGCGCAUAUAGAAUACGCGACCGCUGGACAAAGAGGAACAAAAUAUGGACCAGCGUUCAUGAGUACUGUGAAGUUCCACGAAGGCAAGGGAUACACGGUUAUUGAAGCGCAGCUGCGCGACCUUGAGUCUUCGCUGCCGACUCAGUAUGGCUCUCCAGUCUCUGUCGAUCCGCCAACCCUCGACGGAUUCCUUCAGGGUGGUGGUCCUCUGCAAGAGGUCGACGGAAAAAGACCCGCACAGAUGCCCAACUACAUCAGCCGACUGCGAGUAUCCAACCACAUCCCCAGUGAUCCAAAGCAGAAGUUCACCGUGGUCACUCGCCUGCUGAACUACGAUGUCAAGGGCGGUCGCAUGUACAUUGGGGUUGCUGCUUUUGCUCAAGGCAAGGAUGGGCUCACGCCUGUGGCUGAGUGGGAAUCGGUGACCUUCCGCUCGAUCCUGUCGGCUGAAAGCGACGACCCGGCCGCUCGCCUCCCGUCAACCUGGUGCUGGGACUUGGUUCCCAGCUUUGACUUCAUUCCUUCUUCCGAGUUGUAUGGCAAGUUCUCGGCUGGUGAUUUGACCAAGGCCGAAAACGGACGCCGACGCUUGCUGAGCCACACUGCCGCCUACUACAUGAACAAGGCUUUGAAGGAGACAGCACAGGACGAUCUAUCCAAGCUGCCGCAUCACCUCUCUCGCUUUGUGGGCUGGGCAGCAAGAGCAGUUUCUCGCGAGGUCGCUCGAGAGGGACUCGACCUGAGUGGUGAUCACACUGCGCUGCUGGAGGAUGUGCGCACUCAUGAUGCUCAAGGAGAACUGCUCUGCGCUAUUGGUGAAGAGCUCGUCCCAAUUCUGCGUGGAGAAGUGCAGCCUCUGGAAAUCAUGCUCAAAGACGGUCUUCUGACCCGUCACUACGAGGCCGACGUUGGCAAUGCGCAUUUCAGUAAGGUCCUGGGUGAAUGGGUGCUUCACCUGUCUGAUCUCGAGCCGGAUCUCCGCAUUCUGGAAAUCGGUGGUGGCACUGCUGGUACCACGCUGCAUGUGCUAGAAGCGCUUUCUCGCGACAGAGAAGUGCCAGCGUUCCUCGAUUACACUUUCACCGACAUCUCGACCGGGUUCUUUGAGAAUGCGCGCACCAAGCUGGCCAAUUGGUCAAACCGCAUCAUCUACAAGAAGUUCGACGUCAGCCAGGACCCUGUCAGCCAGGGUUUUGCCACGCAGGACUAUGAUCUUGUUAUUGCAUCUAACGUGUUGCACGCCACUCCCAACAUGGUGGAUACGAUGACGAACGUGCGCAGUCUCCUGAAGCCUAAAGGCAAGCUUCUCUUGCUGGAAGCUGGUCAGCACCCACCUCCUACGCUGCCUUUCGCACUGCUACCGGGUUGGUGGUAUGCCGAAGACCAUUACCGUGACCACGAAGAAGGCCCUCUGCUUUCAGUGGACGGCUGGAAACGCCUUCUUUUGGACUCUGGCUUCUCUGGAGUUGAUGCCGCUGUCCAGGACUACCCCGGAAAGCCCGAGCAGAUGCUCAGUGUGAUUUGUUCGCACCGGGUGUGCAAGCAGGCAGAUGAUUCUCACAUCACCGUCUGUGGGCCCUUCCUUGAUGACGAGGAGGUUGAAUUCGCUCAACUCGUCGCCGACACUAUCUCCGACAGCCUUGACUGCACCACCGAAGUCAAGCCGCUUGGUGAAGUUGUUCCUGCGGAUGACCCGUAUUGCAUCUUUAUCGACUCGCCUCGCCAGAGCUUGCUGGCAAACGUCGACGCAGACACCUUUGAGGUGUUGAAGAACUUCCUCAUCCACAACACUGGAUUGCUGUGGGUGAUCCCCGAAGGUGGCGCUCCGGAAUCUGAGUCCAUCAAGGGAAUGUUCCGCACGUUCCGUCUCGAGAACGAGCCUAAGAAUCUGUUGUGGUUUGACAAUGUGCCGACCACCUCCCAGGGUGCAUCGGCCAUCACGACGAUUGCCGAGAAGCUGCGCGAUCCGGAGGUUGUUGCCAGUGAAGAUCAGGAUUAUGUCUUCCACGACGGCUCGAUUCAUCUGCCUCGUAUGCGCCAGAUGCAGGGAGGAAAGGAGCAGUUUGCCGGCGAGCAAGGUGUUCCCAUUCGCACGGUGCAGAACAUCUGGCAGGGCGAAGGAGCGCUGGAGAUGACCAUCGACGCUGCGGGAAGCCCUGACUCCCUGUACUUCCGCCGAACUGAAGAUCCCGCAAAGGAUCUGGGUGCCGACGAUGUCGUGGUCGAGGUCGAGGCGGCAGGUGUCAGCUCUCGCGAUCUCGAUCUCGUCUUGGGUUCGAUCCCUUGGUCCCCACUUGGUUUUGAUGGGGUUGGCAAGGUUCUCAAAACUGGCUCUCGAGUUUCCCACCUUCUGGAAGGAGACAAGGUGUUCUUCCUCGCGCUCGAGGGCAGUGCCUUUGCCACGUACAAGAAAAUGCCCGCUUGGCAGGCCGCCAGAGUCCCAGCCAACAUCAGCAGCACCGACGCCGCGAGUCUGCCCCUCGCCUACUCGAUCGCUGUGUUGGCUCUCAUUCGAAUUGCCCGGCUCCGCAGAAACGAGUCUGUGCUCAUUCACUCGGCCGCUGGCGCCGUGGGACAGGCUUCCAUUGUCACUGCUAAGCACCUAGGAGCUCGCAUCUUCGCCACCGCUGGUACCCCGGCCAAGCGGGCCUUCCUCCACGAGACUUAUGGCAUCCCCAAGGACCAAAUCUUUUCCAGCCGCACGUCGGAAUUCCGCGACAGCAUUCUUGUUGCCACUGGCGGAAAGGGGGUGGAUGUGAUUGUUAACUCUCUCGGUGGAGAGCUUCUGCAAGAGACCUGGGCCUUGAUCGCAAACUUCGGCCGGUUCGUGGAAAUCGGCAAGAAGGACGCUCUCCAGAACGCAAGUCUUUCUAUGAAGCCGUUCGACCGCAACGUCACCUUCAGCGGUGUUGACGUUCGAGAACUCUUCGAGCACCGUCCGGACGAGCUGAGAGAAACUCUAUCAGAGGUGGUAGACUUGCUUCAACGCAAUGCCAUCGCGCCGCUCAAACCUGUCACCGCGCUACCUAUCUCUCAGUUCGCAACCGCCCUGCGUACUCUCCGCUCGGGUGACAAUAUCGGAAAGGUCGUUGUCACCUUUGGCAAGGAUGAGCGCGUUCUCGCCGAGAGCUCUCUUCAACCCACGCAUGUGGAGCUCAACCCCAAUGCGACGUACCUGAUUACUGGUGGAACCCGUGGUAUUGGUCUUUCGUUGGCCUACUGGAUGAUUGAGAACGGUGGCCGCAAUGUCGUUGUUCUCGGUCGCAGCGGUGGCACUGGAUCUGAGGUCCAGGAGCUCUUGAACAAGUACAAGGGAACGGACGUCCGUAUUCGAGCUCUUGCUUGCGAUGUCGGCUCGAAGGAGAGCCUUGUUGAUGUGUUGGACUCGAUCAAGGAUCUUCCGCCAGUGCGUGGUGUGGUUCACAGCGCGCUUCUGCUAAGUGACAAACUGCUCGAGAACGCCACAUACGAGGACUGGCGCACUAUCACCCAGCCCCGAGUCCAGGGUGCCUGGAACCUAGACGCGCUACUCCCUAACCUCGACUUCUUCAUUGCCCUGUCUUCCUUCCUCGGAGACACCGGUAACGUCGGACAGAGCAUCUACGGCGGAACCUCAACCUUCUACGACGCCUUCACCAAACUCCGCAACUCGCGUGGCCAAAACACCGUCUCGAUCGCCCUCCCCGUUGUCGUCGACGUCGGCUACGUCGCCGACCGCGAACUAACCGCCAGCCUGAAGAGCGCCCUCGGCGCGACGCUCACGAUGGCCGACAUCAAAACCAUGGUCAAGGGCGCGGUGGUCGGCCAAUCUUCACCCCUCAACCACAACGGACGCGCAACCGCCUUCCAACUUUCCCUGUCCGGCGAAUCCGUCGACAACCUGCCCUGGAAGUACUUCCACCCCGUGCAUAUCCGGGAGCGACUCAACGAGGACCACCGCAAGCGCGACACCGCAGAGGCCAGCGGCAGCGGUGCGCACGCCACUUCCGCAUCGUGGACGUCCGCUGCGGACCCGCUGACGGGGCUCAUCGAGGCCUUGAUCACCAAGGUGUCUGCGAUGACGAUGAUCGAGCGCGACGAGGUGGAGGCCGAUGCGCCGCUUUCUUCGUACGGCCUGGACUCUUUGGUGUCUGUUGAAUUGAGGAACUGGAUUCGAAGGGAGACGAGCGUGGAGUUGGCGCUGACGACGAUUACGCAUGCGGCGAACCUGCGGGCUUUGGCGACGCAUAUUUUGGCGCAGAGGGAAGGGGCGGCGAAGGCUUAGGUGGUUGUUUUUUGUCUUUUUGAAUGAUGGAGUACGGUGGAUUUUGUGCUUUUUUCUGC
Aspergillus steynii IBT 23096 is the source of this 7640-nucleotide messenger RNA. Its product is annotated as type I polyketide synthase. Gene Ontology annotation, molecular function: oxidoreductase activity; fatty acid synthase activity; phosphopantetheine binding. The record is from RefSeq and is a predicted model, not a curated record. The transcript is spliced from 9 exons. The coding region runs from base 1 to 7581 and encodes 2526 amino acids. Gene Ontology annotation, biological process: secondary metabolite biosynthetic process; fatty acid biosynthetic process. NCBI's taxonomy places the organism in Eukaryota, Fungi, Ascomycota, Eurotiomycetes, Eurotiales, Aspergillaceae.